GGAUGGACCGGUUGCCGUGGAAACGCACUCCCAUCAUUCAGCUGCCGUGCAGAAAAACGUCGCAAUCUGCUUCUGACUUUUAAUGUUGCUGCAGGGGCUCUGAGCAUCUGUGUGCUGAACCUGAGACAUGUCUGGGACCAAAAAACCGCCUCGUCAUGAGUUUCCAGACUCUGAUCCAGAAGACACAUCAGAGGAGCUGACAAAGGAGGUGUGUCUGGAGUCAGACCUGCAGGAUGGACAGAUGUUGGAGGUUGAAGUGGGACAUCACAGCGUGCUGUUGACACGCAGCGAAGGCAAAUACAGUGCCAUUGGUAACCAGUGUACACACUACGGUGCUCCGCUCAGCAAAGGUGUAAUUUCGGGUCACAGGGUGCGCUGCCCGUGGCACGGCUCCUGCUUCAACGUCCAUACAGGAGAUCUGGAGGAGUACCCCGGCAUGGACUGUUUACCUUGCCACAAGGUCACAGUUCAAAACAGCAAAGUGUAUGUGUCCGUAAAUAAAAAGAUUCUCGGGAAGGAAAAAAGGAUAAAGCAAAUGGGAAGUGCAGUACCGGGAGUUACUCACACUAUUCUGCUGCUAGGAGGAGGAGCUGCGUCACUGAGCUGCGCUGAGAUUCUGCGACAGGAAAAUUUUGGCGGCAGGAUCAUCAUGGUCUCCAGAGACGAGCUUUUACCUUACGACAAGACGCGUCUAAGCAAGGUGAUGAACGUGGAGAGUGACAGUAUUGUGCUGAGGAGGAUGGAGUUUUUCCAUCAGUACGACAUCGAGGUGUGGCUCAGGAAAGAAGCGCUUUCGGUGGACACGGACAAGAAGACAGUCACUUUUGAUGAUGGUUCAGUGCAGCACUAUGACCAGCUCCUCAUCUCAACAGGCUGCAGAAUCCUGUCCUUUAGAGCAAAGGGUCUGGAUGUGCCUGGUAUGAAGUUGGACAAUGUAAAGAUGUUGGAGACACCAGAGGACGCUCGUCAAAUCCAUGCAGCCAGUACGGGCAGCAACGUGGUCCUCGUGGGAACUUCUUUUGUUGGUAUGGAAGUUGCAUCUUAUUUGAUAGACAAAGCCUCCAGUGUCACAGUGAUUGGCAGCAGCGAGCUUCCGUAUCAGAACACGUUUGGUCCUGAAAUCGGUAAAUUCACCAUGAAGAUUCUGUCGGAGCAAAAUGUGAGAUUCCACAUGAACGACAUCGUGACGGAGGUCAAAGGUGUGAAUGGCAAGGUGAAGGAGGUUGUGCUCAAAAGUGGAAAAGUGGUCCCAGCUGAAGUUUUGAUUGUUGGCAUCGGCAUCAUCCCUAACUCAGAGUUCCUGCAGAACAGUAAAAUACAGAUGAACAGAAAAAACUUUGUGACAGUGGACAAGUACAUGUGCACCAACGUCCCUGGGGUCUUCUGUGGGGGUGACCUAGCCAUCUUCCCUCUGGCGAUGGCCAAAAACCAGCUGGUCCACAUCGGACACUGGCAGAUGGCGCAAGCACACGGGAGGAUAGCGGCUCUGAACAUGCUGGGCAAAACAACUGAACUCAACACAAUUCCUUUCUACUGGACCGUCCUAUUGGGCAAAACCAUCCGAUAUGCAGGCUAUGGGGAGGGAUACACUGAGAUUGUAAUGAAAGGAACAUUUGAGGACAAGAAGUUCCUGGCGUUUUACAUCAAGGAUGAUGAAGUCAUAGCAGCCGCCAGCCUAGACUUUGACCCAGCAGUGUCCGCGGUGGCCGAGAGGCUCGUAGACGGGAAAGUCAUCACAAAGAAAGAGGCUCAAUCAGACGACCUGAGCUGGCUGCAGUUGUCCUGAUCUACACUUUUCCUGCACUCAUCCGCUCGACGCAUCGUACAGUGCAGCGCAUCAUGCAGCCAGGAAAGUCCUCCGCCUGGUUCUCUGUCGCCACCGCUCUCACGACAAGACAAAGAGUUCGGAUUAAAAUCCUUCAGCCAGAGGAGACGGACUGCAAGGAUGGAGUUCUGAUACGGACCGUGUGGUAGUAUCGUAUUUGAACUGUACGUCGUGCAGUCAGCGUUCAUGUGAGGCGGAGUCCAGCAUGUAAACAACAGAUACCUCAAAUAGAUGCAGCUUUUAGGACUGGUUUUUUAAUCUUAAAAUUAGUUUUUUUUUAAUUUUUUAUUUUAUGGAUUUAUAUCUGUAAGAGGGUUUCACUCAACAAGUUCAGACACUUCACGUGUAAGGUGCAUCAUUACAUUCUCUGCUGCUCAUAUAUAAAAGAUGGAUGGGGCUGUGGGUGGAAAAAAAAAUAAUGCACGCUGCAGCCGCUAACGUGGUCCGGUCAGAGAGUCGGAUGGGGGGGGGAUUAGGAGUACAGAGGCGAGGGGGGGGGUUGUUCAGCUCUUUUGAAACAGAGAUGCUGAAACAGGCAACGUUAACAAAAAAAACACCAACAAAAGGCCUUCAGCAAACAGCAAACAAAGGCACUGGGACAAAAGCCUCACAAAAGAAAUGCUGCCUCUCCCGCCCUCGGUCUCUCUGCCGGUUUGUCCUUGUCUUUACUUCUCACCUCGGCUUUUGCUCUCAGGCCCUGUUCAGACCCGGUGUUAAAACAUGUGUCCAGCUCUAAGUGCGAGUGUUUCACAUCUGGCAUCACAAUGUGUCUUCACAUCGCAUUCUGAGAUCCAGUUUCUGUUUUGUGGUCCGCGUGCAAAUAAACGCUGUUGAGUUGUGUGUUGUUGCAAUCCUGGAGAAUGAGUGGUGGUGGACUGUAGCUCAAUGAAAGACAAAUCUCUGGUAAUGAGGUAAAUAAAAACACCAGUCAUCAUUAUAACUCCACAUCACUAUGUUUCAUUCAUCAACAUGAACCUGUCGAAUAGUUUUAUUUAUUAAUUCUUGUUUUACAUCACUUAUUGCUCGAGUUAAUGAAAUUUUUUAAAAGUCUCUCUGUACUGAUAAACAGACGUCACUUAUGUUGCCAUCAGUGUUGCAGUUGUGUGUGUGUUUUUUUUUCUGAAUGAAUGAAAGAAAUAUUACUCAGAGGACGUCGGAUCCAAUUAAUGAGGACGUGUCAUGUUGACUUCAGGUUGGAUCAUCAUCACGUCUCAGUUUCUAGGACUCCAGGACAUACUUUACAGAAAAAUGAUAAUUAUUUUCUGUUAUUUUAUAUCACUGUAAGAAUAUUAUAUCACGAUAUGGUACAUUCUCUAGAUGACCAUUUAAGUUAGUGUUCACUGGGAAAUAAAACUGCUUAUAGAUCAAAUUAAAUGCAGAGGAAAUCCUGGUUCUUCAAUAUAUUAUGGAAAAAAAUAUGAAUGGUUUUAGGACACAUCCUGUAAAAUAUUGAAGAAUUUUCACUGGAUACUGUAAUCUUCCACUUUUCAAGUUAAGUUCAUAUAUUACUACCUUUACUGCACUAUUUAUCUAUACAUAUGAAGAAGUGCUUUAUUCAUGAGUUUGAACCAAAGUACACUGUUACAUUAACUAUGAGGUAUUUAGUUCUCUUGAGGAACAAGUGAAAUAUGUUCUUUUACUUAUAUGAGGUUAGGAUAAAGUCACAAUGAUGAAUAUUAGAUAUUUUCUUAGUUACAGCUUUGUUAUUAAUGCAGCAGUGAAACAGCAGUGAUGUACUUGUCAUUUAAACCUUGUCUUGUGUUUCACUUCGUUCAUACAUUAAAGAAAAAUCUCAGGCA
Messenger RNA from Mugil cephalus (flathead mullet), 3624 nucleotides. RefSeq names its product apoptosis inducing factor mitochondria associated 5 (gene aifm5). The transcript is spliced from 19 exons. Gene Ontology annotation, cellular component: cytoplasm. The coding region runs from base 128 to 1786 and encodes 552 amino acids. The record is from RefSeq and is a predicted model, not a curated record. NCBI's taxonomy places the organism in Eukaryota, Metazoa, Chordata, Actinopteri, Mugiliformes, Mugilidae. Gene Ontology annotation, molecular function: 2 iron, 2 sulfur cluster binding; oxidoreductase activity, acting on NAD(P)H; flavin adenine dinucleotide binding.